Neomonachus schauinslandi (Hawaiian monk seal) is the source of this 1145-nucleotide messenger RNA. RefSeq names its product 2,4-dienoyl-CoA reductase 1 (gene DECR1). The transcript is spliced from 10 exons. Gene Ontology annotation, biological process: fatty acid beta-oxidation. The record is from RefSeq and is a predicted model, not a curated record. Lineage: Eukaryota; Metazoa; Chordata; Mammalia; Carnivora; Phocidae. Gene Ontology annotation, molecular function: 2,4-dienoyl-CoA reductase (NADPH) activity. The coding region runs from base 62 to 1051 and encodes 329 amino acids. Gene Ontology annotation, cellular component: mitochondrion.
CGUACCCCGGCCCCGCCCCCUGGGCCUUGCGGGUUUCCAGACCAAGUCCUGGAGGUCGAAGAUGGCGCUGCUAGGCCCGGUCUUCCUUGUUCCGGGCCACGGUCCUCGGCGGUUUUUCAGUUAUGGAACAAAAAUAUUGUAUCAAAACAAUGAAGCUUUGCAGUCUAAAUUCUUCCUACCCCUUCAAAAAGCCAUGCUGCCACCUAAUAGCUUUCAAGGAAAAGUGGCGUUUCUCACUGGGGGAGGUACUGGCCUUGGUAAAGGAAUGACAGCUCUUCUGUCCAGCCUAGGUGCUCAGUGUGUGAUCGCCAGCCGGAAGAUUGAUGUUUUAAAAGCGACUGCAGAACAAAUUUCUUCUCAAACUGGAAAUAAGGUUCAUGCAAUUCAGUGUGAUGUGAGGAAUCCUGAAAUGGUGCAAAACACUGUGUCGGAAUUGAUCAAAGUUGCAGGACAUCCUGAUAUUGUGAUAAACAAUGCAGCAGGGAAUUUUAUUUCUCCCACUGAAAGACUCUCUCCUAAUGCUUGGAAGACCAUAACUGACAUAGUUCUAAAUGGUACUGCCUAUGUGACACUAGAAAUUGGAAAGCAACUAAUUAAAGCACAGAAAGGAGCAGCAUUUCUUGCUAUUACAACCAUCUAUGCUGAAAGUGGGUCAGGUUUUGUAGUACCAAGUGCUUCUGCAAAAGCAGGAGUGGAAGCCAUGAGCAAGUCUCUUGCAGCAGAAUGGGGUAGAUAUGGACUGCGAUUUAAUGUGAUUCAACCAGGGCCUAUAAAAACAAAAGGUGCCUUUAGUCGUCUUGACCCAACCGGAACAUUUGAGAAAGAAGUGAUUGCUAGAAUUCCUUGUGGUCGGCUAGGAACUGUGGAAGAACUUGCAAAUCUUGCUGCUUUCCUUUGUAGUGAUUAUGCUUCUUGGAUUAAUGGGGCAGUCAUUAGAUUUGAUGGUGGAGAGGAAGUAUUUAUUUCAGGGGAAUUCAACAGUCUGAGGAAGGUUACCAAGGAGCAGUGGGACAUAAUGGAAGGACUCAUCAGGAAGACAAAAGGCUCCUAAGACCGCUCUGGCCUUCAUCUUGGUUACAAUGGAAAUGAUGCAAUCUAUGAUCUUUUGAAUUAUUUUCAAGUCUAAUAAAUUGUUAAUUAACAAA